CUGAAAUGCAUCAGUGAUCGGUGAGCCGAGUUAACAGCCAGACCCAAUUCUUCGACAGUCUCGCCAGUAACCCAAAAAAAGGAAACCCACUAGCGACAUGAACGCCGUAAUCAUUCUGCUCGCCGCCUUGGUGGCUGUUAAUGCCGAUACCUGCGAAAAAGUGCUGCCGUAUUCGGAAAAGAUUGAUCCCGUCGUAUGCCCAAUGUCAAAUAUAAAGCUGGCAAACUAUGAGGACGCCUCGCAAUAUUACCAGUGCACUACCAACGCUACUGACAAAACAAAGAUUGACGCCAAUUUGAAGAAUUGCGCAGCGAAUACCUACUUUAACUACGCUUAUCAGUCUUGCGUGAGCUGCCAAAACUUCUUCCCUAGCACCGAAUGCAGCAGUCUGACGAUUAACGUCACCUGCGUGGAAAUUAGCUCCUCCACCACUGCAGCUCCCUCUACCGCAACUCCGACUUCUGAACCCACUACUGUCACCGCCACUCCAGCUCCAACUACCGUCACGGCCACUCCUGAACCCACCACCGUCACCGCUACUCCAGCUCCCACUACUACAGAGGCCACAACUGUAACGGAACCCACCCCACCGACUGAGGCUCCUACUACCACCACCACCGACAGCGACGAUAUUAUCACCCCUUCGGGCACCACCAUCUCUGUGCCUCAGCCCCCAUCCUCCGGCGGAAACGAUACACCCACUCCAGUGACGCCAGCACCGACAGCCCCGGUGAUCAACGACACACCUCCGACGGAGGCUUCGGCUAGUGUGGCUAAAAAAUGAGAUGAUCGUUUACAAAUCCCCGAAUUAUACGACAGAAUAAAGUGUUGACACACUGUUUAUGAAAAAUAAAUUAUUUUUAACUUUAUAUAUACCAGAAUAUAACUUGAAAUACCAGAAUAUUUGAUUGUACAAGUUCAAAAAAGUUGACAAAAAUAUAUUUUUACUAACCA
Molecule: messenger RNA, 954 nt
Organism: Drosophila eugracilis
Lineage: Eukaryota; Metazoa; Arthropoda; Insecta; Diptera; Drosophilidae
Product: peritrophin-55
Exons: 2
Coding region: 98-784 (228 amino acids)
Cellular component (GO): extracellular region
Molecular function (GO): chitin binding
Source: RefSeq, a predicted model, not a curated record